Hydractinia symbiolongicarpus is the source of this 1094-nucleotide messenger RNA. RefSeq lists its product as uncharacterized. Lineage: Eukaryota; Metazoa; Cnidaria; Hydrozoa; Anthoathecata; Hydractiniidae. The record is from RefSeq and is a predicted model, not a curated record. The transcript is spliced from 2 exons. The coding region runs from base 108 to 557 and encodes 149 amino acids.
AAACUUUUAAUUUUUGAUUACUCUUUUUUGCAAAUAGAUUCUGUUUUGAAAACAGUCUUCAUUGUGAAAAGAUAUUCUUCAUAUUGACUACGAACCUACGAAGUGCAAUGGCAUCAAAAAUGGCGCUUUUAUUUUUAACACUCUUAAUAUAUAUCGUAUGCAUUAGUAAAGGAGAGAUACUACGAUUGUCUGAAUGCAACAAGUUUUAUGCGGUCUUUGAUGUUGUAUUCAACAAUUUUCUUUUGGUAAAUACGACAUAUUCUUUGGUUAGAAACAUCGAGCUGAAUAAAUGCUUGAUCAUAUGCAUGCAAUAUCCAAAGUGCAAAUCAUUCAGCUACAUGUUUCAUCACUCACAAUGCCGAAUACACCAUUCCACUAGAACUGACACUGGAAGUAACUUACAAAAGGAAAAUGGAUGGACACACUAUGAAACCAAUGAGAAUGCAACGAACGUCGGCCCUGUUUGUGAAAGAAGAAACCCAUGCAAGUGUGGAAAAUGUGUGGAUACAUGUGAUGAGACAGGCUUCAAAUGUGAGUUGAAGUAUACUCCAAGUUGAUAAAGUCAAGUGCCAUCUAACAAAAGCUAAACCUUUUUGAGAACAGGUUUUUGCAACUUAAAUGCCUUAUGGACGAUGUACCUCUCCCCAAAAACUUUGUAGAACGACAACACACUGGACCCAAAAUAUAAAACAGUCUGCUAAAAAUGCUAGUUUUGCCACAUCUAAUUGAGUAUUUUUACACAUUCGCCAAACGGGUGGCUAAAUUAAAAAAAAACAAUAGGAUAUAUUUCUUGUUAUUGUGAUGGUCACAGGUCCAUACGCACGAAAUAAUGAAUUGACAAAAAGUUAAAGAACAAAAUAGCAAAAAAUGUUAAACAAUGUGUAACGAACGUAUUUUUAUUAUCUAAAAGUACAGAAUAGAAAAAAUUAUAUUUAUUUUGUGAGUUAGGUAAAGAGAGUAAAGAUUCGUGAAGCCACUACUCUGCACUUUCGAUUUGUUGUUGAGUGUUUCCGGUCUGUAUAUUUAUUCCCUUGGCGCCAUCUUUUCACAACAAACUGCAUCGUUCAAAGUUCGUAGUAUGUUGUGGAAAAGAG